Molecule: messenger RNA, 6068 nt
Organism: Gossypium raimondii (Peruvian cotton)
Lineage: Eukaryota; Viridiplantae; Streptophyta; Magnoliopsida; Malvales; Malvaceae
Product: probable disease resistance protein At4g27220
Exons: 11
Coding region: 1-5052 (1683 amino acids)
Molecular function (GO): ADP binding
Source: RefSeq, a predicted model, not a curated record
AUGGCGGGAGCGUUCUUCACGGGUGCUGCUUCUAAUGCCGUAGGAACACUGAUGGGUGACUAUUUGGUGAAGCCAAUAGACCGUCGUAUUCGCUACUUAUUUCGUUUUCAUAAGUUAAUUAAAGACCUCCACCAACAGCAAAGCUAUCUGAAAAGAGAACAAAUUCGAGUUGAAGAAGACGUUAAGGAGGCAAAAUUGCAGAUUCAAACUCAAGUAAUUGAGGACUAUGUAGAUGAAUGGCUGACAAAUGUAGAAAAUGCCUUGAAAGAUGUACAGAAUUUGGACAGCAGAGUUGAAGGAAAUAAUAGAUGCUUACAUUGGUGUCCUAAUUGGUGUUGGCGAUAUCAAUUAGGCAAGGAGAUAGAGAAGAAGACAGUGUAUAUCAGUAAACUUGUAGAAGACUCUCACUUUGAACGAAUCGGCUAUCGUGCGGAGCUUCCUGGCUUAGAAUUCUUCACAUCUAAAGAUAUUUUGGCUGCCAAAUCUUCAACUGCUGCAUUCAACAAGAUCAUGGAAGCAUUAAAGGACGACAAAGUUAACAUGAUCGGUGUGUGGGGGAUGGGAGGGGUGGGCAAAACCACCUUAGUCAAAGAAGUCGGUAAAAAAACCAAAGAUUUAGGAUGUUUUCGUAAAGUUAUUGAAGUUGUUGUGUCCCAAAAAUCAAUCAUUGAAAAUAUUCAAGAUAAAAUAGCAGAUUUCUUGGACUUAGAGUUCAAGAAGAAAACUAAAGAAGGGAGAGCAGGAGAAUUAUGGCUUCGAUUGGAAAAUGAAGAAAAGGUCCUCAUAAUCCUUGAUGAUAUGUGGAAUGAGGUCCACUUGAAAGAGAUAGGCAUUCCGCUAAAUGAAAAUGGGAAGGGAUGUAAAAUCAUUUUGACAACACGUCUCAUGAAAGUAUGCGACUCCAUGGAAUGUCAAGUUAUUAUUCCAGUGGAUGUUUUGGAUAGUGAUGAAGCAUGGGGUCUAUUUAGAAAGAAAGCUAACCUUAAUGAAAGAGUUUCAAGGGAUAUUCUUGAGGAGGCUGAGAAAGUUGCAGAAGAAUGCAAGGGUCUACCUGUAGCGAUUGUAACGCUAGCUGCGGCUCUUAAAAAAACAGAGACCCGUGGAGGAUGGAAAGUGGCCCGCAAGAAACUUGAAAGCAGUAGGUUAGUGGAAAUCGGUAACAUUGGAGAAGAAGAAAGAAAUGCCUACUUGUGUAUCAAGAUGAGUUAUGAAAACUUGAAGAAGGAGACGACCAAGAGAUGCUUCUUAUGGUGUGGUUUAUAUCCAGAGGAUCAUUCAAUUGAAGUGGAAGAUUUGGUGCGAUAUGCUUGGUGUUUGGAGUUAUUUGGCAAGGCUGACUCAAUUGGAGAAGUGAGGAUUCAAGUUUUGGAAGCCAUUGAUUACCUCAAAGAUUCUUGCUUGCUGUUUGAAGAUGGAGAUGGCAGAAGGUACGUUAAGUUACAUGACAUAAUUCGUGAUGUUGCUUUAUGGAUAGCAUCAGAAGAAAACAGUGGUUUUAUGAUCAAAUCUAGAUUAGAGUUACUAAAUAAAAGCUCUGAAUCUUGUAAAGCAAUCUCAUUGUUGGAUAGUGAAAAGAAAAAUCUUCCUGAUAGAUUGGCUCUUUCGAAGCUUGAGAUCCUAUUGCUUAAGAACUGCGAUAUACAAGGUAUAUGUUUUCUAGGAAUGAGAGAACUAAAAGUUUUAAGUCUUAUAAGUUCUACGGGGGUUAUUUCCUUAUAUGCUCUUUCGUCCCUGCAAAAACUUCGUGCCCUACAUUUGGAGAAUUUUAAGGACUUUUCGUUCCUUGGAAACUUAAGGACACUUGAGAUUCUAAGUUUACGUCAUUCAGAAUUAAAUGGUUUGGCAGAUGAAUUAGGGAGGUUGAAAGAUCUAAAGAUGUUGGAUCUAACCAAUUGUGCACUUUCCUCAAGCUUUUCCCCUAAUGUCAUUCGAAGGUUCUCUCAGCUAGAGGAGUUGUACCUAUCAAGCAGGACAAAUGAUAUCUUUCUCGUGAUAAAAUCUUUGACCAGAUUAACGAGACUAAAUCUUUGGGCAUCUUCUCUACAUUUUCCUCCAGACUUUGAGUUUCCUGAAUUAGAAAAAUACAAUAUCUGCAUAAACUAUGAAAGGACCUUUUUUGGUCGUAUUUUUUAUGCUGCAAGAUCCUUGCAUAUUGAUCAGGAAGUGUUUCCUUACAAUGCAGUUUCCCAAUUACUUGGGAAUUUAGAGUCUCUUGCAGUGUCAGGUAUCAAGGAUGAGUAUGUAGAAUGCUUGACUAAUAAAACACAACAAAAGGUGUCGGUAUCAAUGAUCUUACGAAACCUAAAACAAGUGACAAUUAAAGAGUGCAGCAAUCUAAAAGUGGUAUUUCAAAUGGAGGAGGUGGAAGAAAAUGGAGCUCCGCUCCUUUCAAAUUUAAAGAUUUUACGUCUUGACAGGUUGCCACAUUUGAGUUGCAUAUGGCAAUUGCCAACCCAACAUGUAAGACUUGAAAGCUUGGUUUAUUUGACUAUUAGAAAGUGCCCGCGUUUGAAAUCACUCUUUUCACUUUCUCUUGCUCAAAGUCUCGUACUCUUGGAAGAACUUGACAUAUUGUUCUGUGAUGAGUUGAAGCAAAUAGUGACAGAAUUGGAAGGUGAUGAGGGAGAAAUAUCAUCGGCCAUCAAUUCUCAUACUUCUUUGUGUUUCCCAAAGUUAACAAAGCUCGAGAUAUAUAUUUGUGAUGGUUUGGAGUACAUUUUUCCGACAUCACUGGCAUCACAUGGGCUUCAGGGUUUCACUCUUCGCAUACAUGGUUGCCCUAAAUUAAAGCAAGUGUUUAGAGUUGCCAAUGAUAGUAUGCUCCAAUAUCAGCAGUCCUGGAGAUCGUUAUCGUCCUUUUCAAUGUCUGGUUGCCCUCUAUUAACUGAUUCAGUUGUUCAUUUAGAAGCUGGGAAAGCUUACAUAGAGGGUGUUCGAUUGUCAGCAUUCAAGGAAUCGUUCAAAACUUUGAAGCAACUUACUUUAUUAAAAAUUGAGGAUCAUAAUCUGGUUCCAGAAGCUAAUGAAGAUGGACUAAAUGGAGUAACUUCCCUUCAUCUUGAGAAUUGCGAGGAUCUUGAAUGCUUGGUUGAUACCACCGCUACUGCAACAAAGAAUGGGCCAACUUCAGCAUUCAGUCAUUUGGAGAAAUUAUUUAUAGGAGCGAUGCCUCGGUUGGAAGCCUUAUGCAAGGGUCAGCCUCCACAAGGUUUCCUCAAAAACUUGAAACAUCUGGGAAUUGUAGACUGUUGUAAGUUGAAAUCCCUUUUUUCUCCUUCCCUUAUUCAAAGCCUAGUGCUUUUAGAACAACUCGAGAUACGAUGCUGCGACGAAUUGAAAACUCUUUUCGCUGAUCCGGAAAUUGAUGGUGAAAUAGAAUCAAAGACUUCUUCCCUUCCUCUCCGCCUGCCCAAAUUGAAUACUCUUUACAUCAGAGCGUGUGCAAAACUGGAAUAUGUUGUGCCAAUCACCUUGGCUCAAGGUCUUCCUGCUCUUGAAUGGCUUUGGGUUUCUGAGUGUGAUGCAUUAAAGCAAGUGUUCGGCAUGCCAAAUGAACAAAAUGAAGUUCAUCACCAUAGUAGCCUGCUCCUUCCAAGUCUACAAGAUCUAGAACUUGAUUGGUUACGAAACUUGACUAGUUUUGUCCCAAAAAACUAUAUUGUCAAAGCACCAUCUUUGAAAAGAAUGAAAGCUAAGGGUUGUUCUAAAGUGAUGAACCUUCCCAUUCAACAAGCCAACAAUCAGCUGGAGUUAACGUUAGAGGAAACUGGAUUAUCGGUAUUCAAGGAAUUGUUAUGCAAUACAAACGAUCUUAUUCUCUACAAUAUUGGGGAUCACAAAAAUCUCGUCCCAGAUCUUAUAGAUUUGGAACAUUUAGACGGAUUAACUUCCCUUUCUAUUAACAACUGGCAAGGUGGUGAAUGCUUGGUUGAUAUAUCCCAAGCAAUGAUGGAUUUCAAGUACAAUGACCAAUCUCCCAAGUGUUUCUUGCAAAAUCUCAAAAGUUUGAGAGCUGUUUUUUGUGAAGAUUUGUCAAAGAUAUUUCGAAUGGAUGAUGGAAUAGAAUCAAACGCAUAUUACUUGUCAAACUUGGAAAUUUUGGAGAUUGAAAGAUGCUGCAGUUUAGAAUAUGUCUUCCCACAUGCUUCAGUUGGAGUUUUUUCUUAUCUACGAAAUAUAAAACUUGUUGGAUUGAGAAACUUGAGGAGUAUUGUUGGAGGAAACAACUCUUUAGAAGCACCAAUUUUGGAAAUUUUACAUAUCGAAGAAUGUUCAGUGUUUACAAAUUUUACUUUUCCUAAAGAAGUUAAGAAGUGUGGUUCUUUAAAGGAGUUGUUCUUCUCUAUGGAAGAUAUAGACAGUGAAGAUGUCAAUUUGUGUGAUAUGGUAAACACUCAGUUGAGACAAAAAUCACCAGAUUUCGAAUAUAUAACUUUGGGAAACUUUGAACAAUUGUUUCAGCUUCAGAGUGGCAAUAUCAUCUCAAGUCUAGAGAAAAUGGAGCUUUUUAAUGUGAUUAGGUUGCGAGAUAUAUGGAAGGGUCCCAUCCAGGUUGCAACCAAUCUUAGAGAAAUAAGGGUUUACUGCUGCAAUAACUUGACAUACAUCUUUCCAGAGACGCUCAUUCCACAUUUACCACAAUUAAGCAUCCUAGACAUAGCGUCAUGUGAGAACUUGAAGCAAAUAAUUGGAAAUGAUGACAUUUUAGAAUCUUCAUCAUCAUCACAAGGUCCUCAGUUGGAGAUGAAAAUGGUAUUCCCUCAGUUAAAGAAAAUAGAACUUGAAAAUUUGUCAAAGCUCGAGAGCUUCAGCCCUAUGGGUUAUCAUCUGGAAUUCCCAUGUUUACAUUCGCUUGACAUUAAGGAAUGUUCCAAGAUGAUCACAAGUUUCAGUGCAGAUUAUUUAACAUUGACUGUGCAUGCUAAAACUGAUCAGGCAUCUCAGCUAAAUGAUACCAGUCCCUCACGGGAAGAUAUAAUUUGGAAAAGGAGAAGACCUACCUCACUACCUCAGUAUAAAGAAGAAGCUGAAGAAAUUUCACCCUUUCAGUGAAAAAUGUUGCAAAAAUCAUUCUUGCGCCUAAAUCACGUCGAUUGUACCAACAGUCAACACUAGUUAAUUAACUAGAAAUAAAUGAGCAUUUAAAAGCUAAAAUCUUGACAGAAAUAUUUGGAUUCUAUAUUGACGGAUUACACACUAUGCCAGCCCUCUAAUUUAGGAGACUGCCUUAUCUCUACCUUAAUGGUGGUGUUGCUAAUAUGCCUGCAAUCAAAGAGAAGUAUAGUCAGUACAAGGAUUCUAUAUUGAGGGAUUACACACUAUGCCAGCCCUCUAAUUUAGGGGACUGCAUCAUCUCUACCGUAAUGUUGGUGUUGCUAAUUUGCCUGCAAUCAAAGAGAAGUAUGGUCAGUACAUGUUCAUUGGCAGCAAAGAUGAAAGCAAGGUUCUAUCAAUAUUGGAGCGAUGCAAUUUAGCUUUGGCAGUAUCAUUAUCUUAGGUCCCCCAACCGUAGCUCACUGAAUCCCGAUAUUCGACAGGAAUUGAUUUGACACAAGAUUGGUUGCAGAUGCAAUCAGAUGAUUGGAAUGAUGUUUGACGAACUAUUGAUAAAGUUCAAGAGCCUGGAGCAGUUUCUGGUGUUGGCGGUUCAUGCUGGUCAAAGCCGCCUGUGGAAUGGGUGAAGUGCAAUAUCAAUGCCACGUUAUUUAGGGAGGCUAAUGCUGCAGGCUGGUCUGCUGUAGUCCGUGAUGCAAAAGGGUCAUGUUAAUCCAAUGAUGGCUCCUAAAGUUGCUGAAAUAUACGCAGUCAAGGAGGCCUUAAUUUGGGCACAGUCGAAACAAUGAUGUCUGUAAAUUUGGAACGCUGGUUUAAAGAUUAUCUCCAACUUUAGUCUCAUUUUCUAUCUUUAUAUAUACUUCAUUUAGAGUCUUAAAAGCACUAAAAAGGUAACUCAUAUAAUGUGAAUUAUUGUGAAUGGAAGAUUUCCAUGUUAUGGAUCAAUUAAAGAGAUAGGACUUAGAAUUAGGUGUAUGGAUUGAGAUUUUAGUUAUCGUUUUUCUUUUUCUUUU